Molecule: messenger RNA, 4017 nt
Organism: Gadus chalcogrammus (walleye pollock)
Lineage: Eukaryota; Metazoa; Chordata; Actinopteri; Gadiformes; Gadidae
Product: heterogeneous nuclear ribonucleoprotein U-like protein 2
Exons: 11
Coding region: 271-2445 (724 amino acids)
Cellular component (GO): membrane
Molecular function (GO): protein binding
Source: RefSeq, a predicted model, not a curated record
AUAUGAUUAAUAUCCCUUUGUAAUGUGAAAGCGUUGGGGAGCGGAGAAGCACAAUAGACCAACAGGGGGCAGUGUAACACCCUUACAAUAAAUAAAGAACUAGAAAUAUUACAACGAAGAACAGCUCAACCAAUCAGAUCCUCAUGUCCCAUAUUGAACGUGUACCCGUGUUGUUUUGGUCCUGGUUUCGUACAGUUUUCGUUUUUCUACAAAAAAAAAGAAUCGCACACACAUGUCGAAAUAAGGACCGAAGGAAUAACUCAAUCGAAAAUGAAACUCUCGGAUAUAAAAAAGUGCAAAGUGCCGGAACUACGAUCCAAACUCAAGGAACUCGGACUGGACCCAAAGGGGCUGAGGGCUGAACUUAUCGGGCGGUUAUGGUCCGCGCUGGAGGCAGGACUUCAGAUCAGUCUCCCAUCGAUCGAGAGCGACCGAGACAGCAGAACUAAUGCCUGCAAGGUGGAGGUCGGCCCACACAAUGACAUCCCACCAUCGCCUUUGGAAACGGAUACUCACGACAUUGAUGUCACGUCGACCUCAGCCCCCGUCUCCACCAUGACGUCCUCUUACAUCUCAUGCUCUAUCAGAGAGUACGCAGACACCGCCACGCAGACAGACACUGCCCCUCAGACAGACACUGCCCAUCAGACAAUAGACUGUAGUUCCAUGUCAACACGGCCGGUGGACCACCACGCCAUGGUCGGGGAGGGUGGGCUUUCAGCGGAGCGACCAACCCCCCUGCUCGAAGAAGACCCGGCGCAGGGUCAGACAUCACUACAUGUCCAUGACAGUGAAUUCAGAUUAGCAGAUUCGAGCCAGGUGCCUGUUUCUCGAGACGCGGAGGAGGAGGAAGAGUCCCAGAGCUGGCAUGGAGAGGAGGGACGCACCGGGAUUGCCAGAGACUCGACCCGGUGGGGAGAGAUGGGAAGGGCUUUCUACGAAUUCAAAGAGGAGAUCCGCUACAAAAGAGCCAAAUUCACACCGCCUACCUAUCAGACAGAACGAGAAGUUGUGGAAGAGGAGAACGAAAGUGUCCGAAUAGAUACGUCGGCCAGCGACCUGCACUUUGAGACUGACCCCGACGGCAGCAGCGGCCGCCCUCUGUUCCCGGAGCGGUUCCCCCUACUGUGGUCGGGCUGCAGGCUGACCCACGGCCUGCGGGGGGGCACCAGGGCCAGCUUCGAGGUGAGGCUGGAGGGGGAGGCCCACGCCCCGGCCGCUGCCCUCCCCGGCGGGCAGGCCGCAGCGGAGCCACGGCCGGACGCACUUCGCCUGAGGGUGGGCUGGGCCCCGGACACCAAGGCCUUACCGCUGGGUGAGGCUGAGCUGUCUUAUGCCUACGAUGGGCGGGGCAGAAAGGUUACCGGGGGUAGGGAGGAGGCGUUUGGCGAACCACUCUCAGACGGCGAUAUCAUUGGCUGUUACCUACUGUUUUCCGCAGACGGCGUGGCAGAGAUGUCCUUCCAUAGAAACGGGCGUCCGAUGGGCGUGGCCUUUUGUCUGGGCCCCUCGGUGCUGGGGGGCAAAACACUGUUCCCCCAUGUCCUCUGCCGGGGCUGCUCUGUCAGGUUCCGGCUGGACCCCUCUGGGGGCCCCUGGUACCCUGGUCCCCCCGGGGACACCCCCCUGGUGGCUCUGCCGGCGGCCGACAGGGUGCGGGCCCCUCCAUGCCCUCGCUCCAGAGCAGACUGUGAGGUGAUCAUGAUGGUGGGUCUGCCUGGUUCUGGGAAGAGCCACUGGGCCAGGGUCCUCAUGGACCAGCACCCGGAGAAACGCUACCAGCUGCUGGGCACAGAGACGCUCACAGCCAGCAUGAUCGGUGAGGGUCAGAGGGAGAGGCAGUUGCAGCAGGCCUCUCAGUGUUUGACCGAGCUGAUCAAGAUGGCUGCUCGCAAACCAGGAAACUACAUCCUGGACCAGCUCAACGUCUUCGUCUCGGCGCGGCGCCACAAGCUCCAGCUGUUCGCGGGCUUCCAGCGGGCGUUGGUGGCGGUGGUCGUCCCGCCCACAGAGGAGUGGAGGAGACGGCUGGCCCUGCGCCAGGCCCAGGACGGCGAGCGGAUCCCCGACACGGCCCUCCUCAAACUCAAAGUGAGCUACAGCCUGCCCGAGCCCCAGGGGGAGGGGGUCCUCCAGGAGCUGCUCUUUGUGGAGCUGCCCCAAGAGGAGGCGCGGGCACUCCUCCACACCUACAGAGAGGAGGCGCAGCGCCUGCUGCCCCCCGUCCCUCCACCACAGAAGAAAGCCCGCCUCCGGAAGAACAGAGGCUUCGGCCCGCCCCCUUCUCACGGCCACCAAUGGAAGAGGAGAUACGCGGGAAGUGAAAACGUGUUCCACCGGCAAGCCUGGGGACCACAGCCCAUAUUUUGGAACUCCAGCCAUCCAGGCCAUGGAUCUUACUACAACACAGCUGUUGGCUACAGCGGUUACCAGGGUCACUGGUAACCCCCCCCCCCCCCCAAACACACUAAGUCCACUGGAUUCACGGCAGGGAUGUUGCAAGCAGAUGGUAGCUGGUUGAGGCUGACUGAGUUUUUCGGGGUUUUAAAUCUACAGUGCGUACUUUAAUAUUUUUAAGAUUUUAAUAGUAUUGAUCCAAUGUCUUUAAGAGAUUGCCUGUGCACACUACCUGCUCUGACUUUUUUUAUUUCUAGCUUGAUUUGCAUAAAGUCAUGUGAAGGUUUUCUGUAUAGCUAUUCUAAAAACAAAUCAAUUAGUAGAUUUUUAUUCUUUAAAACAGUGCAAUUUUUAAAAUGUAUUUCAUUAGUAAGAAAUUGUACAGAUCUUUGUAUGUAAAAAGAGAAAAGCCCAAAAAGUAUUAAAACCAUAACAUUUGGCAGAUGAACAUCAUUCUUUUUCGUCGUGCUUUUGUUGGUCUGAGCUCGUCUGCUCCGGCCCGAUAGAUGCGUCAGGCCUGACGAGUUGAUAGAGCAGGACAGCUCCCUUGGCCGAAGGACAAAGCUCUGACCACAGGGGCCUGGAGCUGUCCAACUGCAACAGCUCCUGCAUUGUUACACAAGGAUAAUACAAUGAAGAAGGAGCACAUUUUAUAAAAGCAUACGGAGGGAUUCUGCAAUGGGCCAUUUUCUGUCUGUACAAAUGGUUGGCACGUUACUAUGAUCUGUGAGUGAUGAAUACGAUCCCUUACCUUUGUGCUGAGGAACACGAUGUCUGUGGACUCAUUGGCCUCCGCUCCACCUCUCCAAUACAACUCCCUCACUUCCUCUGAGGUCAAGGAACAGCUGCAGAUAAAAACAUUAUGAAAGGCCUGAUUCAAUAAAGACUCCACACCUCAAUUUAUAGUCACUCAAAAGGUCACUUGAUUAUACCAUCUGAUAAGUUGCCCAUAAGUCUUAUUCAUCAUAAGACACUUAUUUGUAUUUGUUACAUACCACUACAUGGGUUGUUUAAAUAUGUGUGCAGUGUUUUACAAAACUAUGCAUUAAAAUAACCUGAACAAAAGUAAAAGAAAAUCCAAGAGUGAAUGUCUGAUUUGCUCAUUUUUAAUUCACCUUGAUCGAUAGAUUAGUACUAUUUACUUUCCAAACAGGAGUAACGUGUGACUUUUAAUGCAAAGCGUUGGAGAUGGAUGGUAUGGGUGGUGCUAAUACAGUCCGAGUCCCAACCUGACGUAGAACUCUGCGCUGGGUCUGCCUGCGCUGGUGUGGUUCAGCGCUACGCCCAUCAACACGGGCCCUCCCAGGGAACCCAGCGGCACGUUGACCUGCCCACAGGAGAACAGGAAACACUGCCGUUGGUUCCUGCCCCAACAAGACCACCGUGUAAAGAGCCACCAAACACUGAAGUCCAACUAAAGGAACAGCAACACUUCUGGUGAAACCGUAGUAGCUCCCAUUAACCGUAUUAAUGGGAGGGUUAUGAUUUGACAACACUGACCAAUUACCACAAAUCGGAAACAAAAACAGAAUCCCUGGUGUUUGGGAGGUUUCCCUUGGUUUAUUCCUGCGGUCGCCCUUCCUUUUCAUUGGUUGAGUAGAGGCCUACUCAGUGUUCUGA